Arvicanthis niloticus (Nile rat) is the source of this 2729-nucleotide messenger RNA. RefSeq names its product zinc finger FYVE-type containing 27 (gene Zfyve27). Gene Ontology annotation, biological process: vesicle-mediated transport; positive regulation of axon extension; endoplasmic reticulum tubular network formation. Gene Ontology annotation, molecular function: metal ion binding. Lineage: Eukaryota; Metazoa; Chordata; Mammalia; Rodentia; Muridae. The record is from RefSeq and is a predicted model, not a curated record. Gene Ontology annotation, cellular component: endoplasmic reticulum tubular network; growth cone membrane.
CGUCCCGGAAGCGACGGCGGUGGAAGGGCGGACGGUUCUCUGGGGGACCUGCAACUUCGGAGCGUCGGUGGGAGGUGGCGCUGCGUGGGGUAGGGCGGGCCCGAGGGACUGCUCCGGGGCUUGGUGGCCUUCAGUUCCCUUGGCCGUCCCUCCCCCUCCCUUUCCUGGGACAGCGUCCGGAAUGCAGACUUCUUCGGAUCGGGACCUGAGUGGACCAGAGACGAGCCCCAGCGGGAUGCCUGAGGUUCUCUCUGAGUGUUCACCUGCCCCUGCCAAGUCAACAGCGUUUGAUCUCUUCAAUCUGGUUCUGUCCUACAAGAGGCUGGAGAUCUACCUGGAACCCCUGAAGGAUGCGGGUGACGGUGUUCGAUACUUGCUAAGGUGGCAGAUGCCUCUGUGUUCCUUGCUGACUUGCCUGGGCCUCAACAUCUUGUUCCUCACUUUGAACGAGGGUGCAUGGUACUCUGUAGGUGCCCUGAUAAUUUCGGUGCCUGCACUACUGGGCUACCUUCAGGAGGUGUGCCGGGCACAGCUGCCUGAGUCUGAGCUGAUGCGGAGGAAAUACCACAGCAUAAGGCAGGAAGACCUGCAGAGAGUUCGCCUUUCCCGCCCCGAGGCUGUUGCUGAGGUGAAGAGCUUCUUGAUCCAGCUGGAAGCCUUGUUGGCCCGCCUGUGCUAUACCUGCGAGUCGGCAUACCGGGUACUUCACUGGGAGAACCCCGUGGUAUCCUCACAGUUCUAUGGCGCUCUUCUGGGCAUGGUUUGCAUGCUCUACCUGCUGCCUCUCUGCUGGGUCCUUGCCCUUUUAAACAGCACACUCUUUCUGGGAAAUGGGGAAUUCUUCCGAGUGGUGUCUGAGUACAGGGCUUGUCUGCGGCGACGGAUGAACCCCAGGCAGGAAGAACACAGUGAGAGCUCAGCCCUGCAGGAUGCCGGGGGGAGGGCUGUUGUGCUGGACAGCACACCUGCCCCUACACCAACAGAGGACCUCACGCCAGGCAGUGUGGAGGAAGCUGAGGAGGCUGAGCCAGAUGAGGAGUUCAAAGAUGCAAUUGAGGAGACCCACCUGGUGGUGCUGGAGGAUGAUGAGGGCGCCCCGUGCCCAGCAGAGGAUGAGCUGACCCUGCAGGACAACGGGUUCCUCAGCAAGAAUGAGGUGCUUCGCAGCAAGGUGUCACGGCUUACGGAGCGGCUCCGCAAGCGUUACCCAACCAAUAACUUCGGGAACUGUGCAGGCUGUGCUGCCACCUUCUCCGUGCUGAAGAAGAGGCGGAGCUGCAGCAACUGUGGGAACAGCUUCUGCUCCCGGUGCUGCUCCUUCAAGGUGCCCAAGUCCUCCAUGGGGGCCACAGCUCCUGAAGCCCAGAGAGAGACUGUGUUUGUAUGUGCCUCCUGUAAUCAGACCUUGAGCAAAUGAGAAGAGAAGCCAGGCUCCAACUGUCCUGGGGCCAGCAGUAGACUCUACUGUCCCAACUCUGGUCCUCUGAGGCCUGUGCUGGGCAAAUGUAGCCUGACAGCUAGGUCCUUCCUGCCCUUCCCCUGCUGCCUCCAGCUGGGCUGGUGAUGCUCUAAGGCCCAGGUGGAGAGGAGCCCCUGGGGUCCCGGCUGUUGGUCCUGCUCUACCCUAUACCCUGUUAACUCAGGGCUGGCCAGGGACUGUCCACCAGAGGGCAGAAUUGAGCACAGCCUGCUCUCAUCUGGGCUCUGGUGGUCGAGGUCAGGCUGGCUAGGCCUUAGGAUUCAAGAGACCUGAGGUUGGGUAAAGAGGUUCUUCUCUGUUGGGUACUGGGCAGUCUGUCAGCCCCAGAGAGCCUGCAAGGGGACUUAGCACCAUGGCCUGGCUCUGCCCUUUGAAUAGCCUCAGGAUAUGUUGGUUUUUAGAGAUAAGAUUGGAGUUCCCAGGGCCCCCAACAUGAGGAUGCUGGUCAAGUCCUCCAGUGUCAAGUGGAUGGCAGUAUGGGGAAGCUCUGCCUACAGAAUCUUAGCUCCCAUGAUCCUCUGGUGUCCUCAAGUCCUGCUGGGGUGGCUACAGGACCCUCACAUCACUCCUACUUCCUGCUCCGAGUCUAGGGCACCCCACCUUUCUCCCACUGCCACAUCGCUCUAGCCCUUAUCUCAUGGGAUACGUGGCUAGGUGAGUAGAGCAGAGACUAAAGCCUUUGAGGUCCGGGGAAGUUUAGGACCACCUGGAUUUCAGGGCUGUUCCUGGAGAGGAGUUUACAUUGUAGGAUAGGGUCACAUGGCCCGUGUUAUGUUCCCUGUGAUCUGCCAAGGGGGUGCUGCACCUCUUCUUAAGCCAUGCACUGGCUCAGGCCCCUGCCCCCUACCCUGGAGCCUUUUCAGAGUAUUUAUUUAUUUAUUUCAUGGUUCCUGGUAGCAUGCAGCAGAGGGCGGGAUGAAGAUGAGAGGCUUCUGCCUGAGACCCUUCCGUAGUCAUGGACUGCCCUUGGAGCUGCUCUUCAGAAGCUUGCAUUGGUAGUAGUGGGCCUGUUCUACUGUCCAAGCAUGGACACGGUCCCCAUACCUGAGCCGCAUGAGUGACUCCAUCUGAAGCCCUAUUUGCCGAUAGGCCACGCACAGAGCAGGGAGGGUUUGGCAGUGGGGACAAGCAGGUGAGGUGUACCCCUUUGUCCUGGUGAGAGAAGGUCCCCCCUGUGCAUCUGUACUGCAGAGCAGUAGAAAGGAGCUCUGUGUGGAGACUUGUCAAUAAAAGGCCCCUCCCCUGCUUA